AUGGCCCUCCCUUUCAUUGCCUCCACCGACCGCGCAGCCGCCUGGUUUUCGGUUGGCCUGGCCUCGUCCUUCGUGAAUAUUACGGAUCCGGGCUGCGGUGCGCUGUCAGGGCAGUCCGUCGUCCGCACCGAAGGAGGGCCUCCGAAGUCAGGCUGCAAGGUCUUCCUCGCUCCCGACGCCAACGAUACAUCAGGCCAAGCCGUCCAGCUCCCGGACAAUCCGGACGAGCAGUUGAACGCCUCUCUGAGAAAGGGAGACCAGGUGCUGGUCUUUCAGUACAGAGGCAAGUUCCACGCCGUAGACAACAAAUGUCCUCACUCUUCAUACCCUCUGUCGAACGGUACCCCGUUCGACAUUGAGGACUUUGGCAUCGCGCUCUCGGCGGGCAUCACGUGUCCGAAGCAUGGAUGGAGCUUCGACCUGUUCUCCGGCCAGGCCGAUCGGGGCACGUACAGGUUGAAACUGUGGGAAGUUCAGCUCAGAGAUGUGGAGGGCGAUGGCGCUGACGAUGCGGCAAAGGAGGUCUGGGUGCGAAGAAGACAGAGGGUGGGCUGA
Molecule: messenger RNA, 555 nt
Organism: Verruconis gallopava
Lineage: Eukaryota; Fungi; Ascomycota; Dothideomycetes; Venturiales; Sympoventuriaceae
Exons: 2
Coding region: 1-555 (184 amino acids)
Molecular function (GO): 2 iron, 2 sulfur cluster binding
Source: RefSeq, a predicted model, not a curated record